Miscanthus lutarioriparius is the source of this 1248-nucleotide messenger RNA. The record is from the annotation of a GenBank genome assembly. NCBI's taxonomy places the organism in Eukaryota, Viridiplantae, Streptophyta, Magnoliopsida, Poales, Poaceae.
AUGUCCGAAGAUCCCGCGGGAUCCCGCCGCUGGCGGUGCGACCUCGGCGGCGACGAGCGCUGGCUCUCGGGGGCCGCCGGCGACGACCACUUCGACCGCCUCCCCGACGCGCUCCUCCUCGUCAUCUUCAACCGCAUCGGCGACGUCAAGGCGCUCGGCCGCUGCUCCCUCGUCUCCCGCCGCUUCCACGAGCUCGUGCCCCUCGUCGACUCCGUCCUCGUCCGCGUCGACUGCGUCAUCCCCGACGAGCCCCCCUCCUCGUCGUCCUCCCCGUCGACGCCGUCCUCUCCUACGGCGUCCGUGCGCGCCCGCGGGGUCUUCUCACAGAUCGCGCGCAUCGUGCUCGGCGGCAUCGUGAGGCCCAUCCAGGCGCUCGGUCAGAUCCUCUCCCCCGCCAACUCCGCCUCCGGCUUUCCGGCAUCCUCCGCUUCCUCGCCAUCGUCGUCGUCCUCCUCCUCCUCGCCACUGCCUCCUGGGGACGUGUCCCACCACUCGCCCUCGGAGGUGCUCCGCUCCUUCAAGGAGCUCCGCCACCUUCGCAUCGAGCUCCCGGCGGGCGAGCUCGGCAUGGACGACGGUGUGAUGCUCAAGUGGAAGGCUGACUUCGGGUCCACACUGGGCAGCUGCGUCAUCCUUGGAGCAUCCUCGGCCUCGGCCUCGCCCUCCUCCGCUGGCUCAGAUUCUGCUGGCUCAGAUAGCGCUAGCACCGCUCCCUCUGGUGACGGUGGCCGCACCGAACCUGAUGAAUGUGACGAUUCAGGAAGCAUCCCUGAGUCGUUCUACACAAACGGGGGGUUUAAGCUGCGGGUGGUUUGGACAAUCAGCUCAUUGAUUGCAGCUGCCGCGAGGCAUUACUUGCUGCAGCCGAUCAUUGCUGAUCACAGGAUGCUCGAGAGCUUGGACCUGACAGAUGCUGAUGGCCAGGGAGUGCUCACCAUGGACAAGUGCCAACUGCAGGAGCUGAGGGUGAAACCAGUAUCAACAUCUAGGGACUCACACCGGACGCUCAUGCCAGAGCUUAGCAUGUGGUUGUGGUACGCACCAUGUAUUGAGCUGCCUGGGGGGUUGGUGCUGAAUGGCGCAACACUGGUGGCGAUCAAGCCAAGUGAGGAAGGAACAGGGGAGACAGUUUGGAAUGGGGCUGCUGGUGCAGCUUGGGUGUUGGAUGCAUUCGAGGAGCCGUAUAGGACAGCAGUGAGGAUGCUUCUCAAGCGGAGGACCUACAGCCUUGAGAUGAAUUCAUUCUAA